Xenopus laevis (African clawed frog) is the source of this 7671-nucleotide messenger RNA. It is a transcript of the gene adamts10.S, whose product is annotated as A disintegrin and metalloproteinase with thrombospondin motifs 10-like. The record is from RefSeq and is a predicted model, not a curated record. The coding region runs from base 649 to 3966 and encodes 1105 amino acids. Lineage: Eukaryota; Metazoa; Chordata; Amphibia; Anura; Pipidae. The transcript has 25 exons.
CUGCCAGAAGCAAGAUGUAUGCAAUGUAAAGCAAUUUGUUGCAGGCCCAUCUGGAAACAUAUAGGUUACUAUCUCCCUCCUCCUCAGUUUCAUUUUUUUAAUGACACUAGUAGAAAAAUAAAUAAAACAAGAGCAUACAGGCUACUGUAGGGGAGUGCCCCUUUACAAACAGCCCCCUUUAAUUAUGUGAAGUCAACGGGAGGUUUUUUUUUCUUUUACCAAGAAGCAGCCAAAAAAAGAAUAUGAACCAAUACAGAUUCCUUUUUCUAAAUAAUCCUUCCAGGGAACAGAUCCUCUAAAACUUCAGAAUCAGCAGGCUACCAACGGAAAGACAUAUUUUUAAUUCAUCCACAAAAACAACCUUCCCAGGUAUCAGGUGCACUGACAUGCCAGAGAACUAGCAAAUCAGAAGGUAUUUGAUUUCUGUCCUGUUUAUGACUAUACAGAUAAUGGGUCAUAAAGAUUUCACUCAUCAUUGACUCCUACAAUAGGAACUGAGCUGCUGAAAAAAAAUUAAGGAAUCAAAGAGAAGCUCACAAGAGUCAAGGACAUGCCUUUAGAGGCUUUGGGUUAGGAAUCCCACAAGAAAGGCAGCUGGGACAGCGACAUGGUGACACCAGGAGCUGAGACUCAGAGGAUGUGAAAACCAUGGCAAUAAUAUGGGGCCUUCUAGCUUGGGCCUUUAUCCUUACUGCAGCCAGGACUGUGAAAGCCAGGGUUCCCAAGCACCCUUCCAAAGAUUUCCUCUCAAGUCUGGGCCAUUAUGAGAUCGCAUUCCCGGCACAGGUGGACCACAAUGGGAACUUCCUGACCUACGACCUCCGUAAAGCCCCACCAAGUAUUCGAAGGCCUAGGAGGAGUCUUUCUGAAGAGACAGAGCACCAACUCUUCUACAGGCUACAAGCACAGAGUUCUACAUUUCUUCUUAAUCUAAACUUGCAGACAGAACUUCUGGGCCAGCACUUUACUGUAGAGUACUGGAAGAGUGGAGGUCUGGACUGGAAGCAUGAAUUCUAUGAGGAUUGUCACUAUGUGGGUCACAUUCAAGACCAGCAGCUAAGCUCGAGGGUGGCCAUCAGCAACUGCAAUGGCCUGCUUGGAGUUAUAGUAUCAGGGGAUGAGGAGUAUCUCAUUGAACCACUACCCUUGGGGAGCAACUUCACCCACAAUGGUGAGGGGACUCCACAUGUGGUGUACAAACGGUCAUCUUUGCAACGCCAACACUUGGAGGCUGCCUGUGGGGUAAUAGAUGACAAACCCUGGAAAGAUAGCCAUUGGUGGCUGCAAAACCCAAGGCCCCCACCUCUUCGGCCAGGAACCAACCAUACACAGCAAGGACCAUUUCCCCUUAAGCGGUCUGUUAGCACAGAAAGAUAUGUAGAAACCUUGGUUGUAGCAGAUAAAAUGAUGAUUGGCUACCAUGGAAGGAGAGACAUUGAACAGUAUAUUCUUGCUAUUAUGAACAUUGUUGCCAAACUUUUUCAGGACUCCAGUCUGGGGAACAUUGUAAACAUCAUGGUGACACGUUUAAUUCUUUUGACAGAGGACCAGCCAACACUGGAGCUCAAUCACCAUGCAGGGAAGUCCCUUGACAGCUUUUGCCGGUGGCAGAAAUCCAUCGUAAGCCGUAAUGGUAAUGCAAUUUCAGAAAGUGGUAUUGCUGACCAUGAUACAGCGGUACUUAUGACCAGAUAUGACAUUUGCAUUUACAAAAACAAGCCGUGUGGAACACUAGGUUUGGCACCUGUGGGUGGGAUGUGUGAACGAGAAAGAAGCUGCAGUAUAAAUGAAGACAUUGGCCUAGCUACCGCUUUCACUAUUGCACACGAGGUGGGACACACAUUUGGUAUGAAUCAUGAUGGAAUUGGUAAUGGCUGUGGUUCCCGAGGCCAGGAGACAGCAAAGCUCAUGGCAUCGCAUAUUACUAUGAAGACCAACCCAUUUGUGUGGUCAGCUUGCAGCCGGGAUUACAUAACUAGCUUUCUUGAUUCUGGCCUGGGUCUGUGUUUAAACAAUGCUCCACUGCGUCAGGACUUUGUAUAUCCCACCCAAGCUCCCGGACAAGCGUAUGAUGCAGAUGAUCAAUGCCGCUUCCAACAUGGAGUUAAAUCUCGCCAGUGUAAAUAUGGGGAAGUGUGUAGUGAGUUGUGGUGUCUAAGCAAAUCCGGCCGUUGCAUCACUAACAGCAUCCCUGCAGCUGAGGGGACCAUUUGCCAGACAAACACUAUUGAAAAGGGGUGGUGUUAUAAGAGGAAAUGUGUUCCCUUUGGUACACGUCCAGAGGGAGUGGAUGGAGCAUGGGGAUCCUGGUCUUCAUGGGGAGAGUGCAGCAGGACCUGUGGAGGAGGUGUUUCUUCAUCUGUCCGUCACUGCGACAGCCCAAGGCCUACGAUCGGAGGAAAGUAUUGUCUGGGUGAGAGAAAGAGAUAUAGAUCAUGCAAUAUUGAUGACUGCCCCGCUGGCUCGCAGGACUUCCGAGAGAUGCAGUGUGCAGAGUUUGACAAUGUGCCAUUUCGGGGGAAAUAUUACUCUUGGAAAAGCUACAGAGGAGGUGGUGUUAAGUCUUGCUCACUUAACUGUCUAGCGGAAGGAUUCAACUUCUAUACCGAGCGGGCAGCUGCCGUAAUUGAUGGGACCCUCUGCAGACAGGACUCCUCUGAUAUCUGUGUCAAUGGGGAGUGCAAGCAUGUAGGCUGUGAUCGGAUCUUGGGUUCAGAUACCAAAGAAGACAAGUGUCGUGUGUGUGGAGGAGAUGGCAGCACUUGUGAGACAGUUGAGGGUAUCUUUAACCAGUCCCUGCCAGAGGGAGGAUAUGAGGAAGUGAUCUGGAUCCCUAAAGGCUCAGUACAUAUUGAUAUCCGUCAUCUUAACAUAUCACUCAAUUACCUAGCCUUGAAAGCGAAGGAAGGCAGUGAAUAUUAUAUCAAUGGAAGGUUCCCUCCAGAUACCCCACAAAGAUUUAAUGUAGCUGGCACAAUCUUUCAUUAUAGAAGGCCUAAGGAAGAGCCAGAAUCACUGGAGGCUUUAGGGCCUACUAAUAGCACAUUGAUUGUUAUGGUGGCAGUAAGAGAGGAAAUGCUGCCUGGAAUCCGAUACAAGUUUAAUGCCCCAAUCAAUCGAGUAACACAGAACAGUUACACAUGGUAUCUCAGCUCAUGGACCAAGUGCUCAGCCAUUUGUGCUGGAGGUGUGCAACUUCAGCAGGUGCUCUGUAAAAAGGUUUCAGAUGGAUCCACUGUCUCUGAUAACUUGUGUGAUCCAAGUAACAGGAUUCAGGAAAAGCAGCGCCCAUGCAACACUGAACCCUGUCCCCCUGAGUGGGCAUUAGGUUCUUGGUCUGAGUGCAGUCGAAGCUGUAAUUCCGGAGUACGUACUCGCAGUGUUAUAUGUCAGCGUCGGGUUUCAGAAAGUGACAAGAAGUCUUUGGAUGAUGCCUCCUGCCCCCAGCCUCGCCCAUCCAUGCUUGAACCCUGCAACACAGACAAAUGUCCACCUGAAUGGGUGGCUUUGGAUUGGUCUGAGUGCACCCCAAGCUGUGGGCCAGGGUACAGACACCGAGUUGUUCUGUGUAGGAUUGGUGACCAAGAUACUACCAUACCUCAUUCCCACUGUCAAGCUAAGGAUAAACCUGCAACGAAUAUGCGCUGCACCGUACAGAGAUGCCCACCAUCACGCUGGAUCACAGGUGGAUGGGGAGAGUGUUCGGCUAAUUGUGGCCUUGGGCAACAGAGACGAUCUGUGCAAUGCCUGAGUCACAUAGGGCAGCCAUCGACAGUAUGCACAGAAUCUCUUCGUCCAUCUGCAAUGCAGCAGUGUGAAAACAAAUGCCUGGCUGACCCUUCUGACAGUCCCGAUGAAUGUAAGGAUGUGAACAAGGUGGCGUACUGCCCUCUGGUGCUAAAGUUUAAAUUCUGCAGCCGACCUUACUUCAGACAGAUGUGUUGCAGAACCUGCCAAGGCCAUUGAUGUUCUCUAACAACAGUGUCCUUUCUGGAUAUAGUUUCUCUAUCUUGCAGUUGUCAAAUAAUGUCAGCUCUCUGUUUCAUUCCUUGUCUUUCUUGCCUUUUUUCACAUCUACAGUGUCUAGUCUUCUUCUUUUCACAUUUGCCAGGGCAGUGGAUCUAUAAAAAAGGGAGGCUAAAAUGCAGCUUUUCAUACCUACAUAAAAAUCUGGCAAAAGAUUGUAGUAUCUUCUAUUCCAACCUUUUUUUUACCGGCUGCACAUUUAUUUACUAAGUUUCACUUUUUCAGUUUGUAAAUCCCUCCUAAUUUAGUAUGGCCAUAUGUAACCAAGAAGCAGUGAAUCAGCAUGGGAUGUGAAACCAGUGUAGUUAAGAGGAUGCAAGUGUGGAGUGCUUUCAGGGAAACAUUAUAAACACUUCUCAGUAUGAAGCACAUUUCAUACAUUGAAUUUCUGCUUUUUGCUCACUCUUUAUUCUCCUUCACUACAGUUAUCCCAGAGCCUUUCAAUGCCUAAAUCCUCAACCAUACAAUCCUUAAGAGACGUUCUAAAUUCUAAUGAAUCUCUAAGCGUUUUUUUAUUUGUAUUGCUUAGGUUCUAUUUAAGCCAUAUACAGAUGCAUUGGGGGUUCUUUUAAGCCAUUUUACCUUGUGUCCUGUGGAUAUUCACUGCUGGAAGACAAGGGGGAACUCCCCUAGUUACUAAUAUCUUUAUUAAAAAUUAAAUAUAUUUUAUAAUCUGUAUAAAUAAAUUGCCCUUCCAACACUUUACAUUAUUACAAAUAGAGUGGGUAUCAGUUGAUAAAAAUAUAUGUGUGGGGUCUGUAAUUUGGAGAAAACUUUUAACUAAAAUGUUCUGAAAACUGGCAACAUCUUUAGAUUACUUGAAUAAUCAGUUCUUGAUUUUGCCCAUUUUACUGCAAUUACUGUAAAAACCAUUGUCUUCCAGAUAGCAGGCCCCAUACCCAUAAGGCUUUGAGCAAUGUAUAGGUAAAGUGUAAUCCUAUUUCUACUGCCUAUAAUAGCCCAUCAACUGAAAUAAUUUCAUCAAAUCUCAAAUGUAAUGCAUGUCCAUGUGGCAAUUCUUUGUCUGUACAUCAUUUAAGUGUAGGUAUAAGCAACCUUCCACAUUCCAUUUGCUGCUGAUAUAAGUUGAGCAGUUAAAUAAAUAUGGGUGGUAACUGUCCCCAAAUUGUUCUGCUCACUGAAUAGCAAGAUAAACAUCCAGAUGAACAGCACACAGUACAGAAACACACAAGUACCAAUCAGUAUCUGAUACCCUGAUGUGAACAUGCAGUACAGCACAUUGUAUACAGUAACCUAUAGUACACACAGCAUUUCCAGCAAGUUUACAUUGCCAUUGAGAGCAGACCCUGAUAACUGAUCACUGAAAUACAUUUAGUUUCAAGAGCCAAAAACCAUGAACAUUUCCAGGGACAGCCUGUGAAGCCUUGGGACCGAAUGUAACUUUAAAUUAAGGACUCUUAUGUGCACAGGUUAAUGCUAUGACAUGGAUAAAUGUAACUUAAAUUGCAUGGAUUGUGUGUCUGCAACUGGAGGCUUCUGUUAUAAUUUUCUUAGGGCGAGAAUAAUGUGUGUGUGUGUGUGUGUGUGAGCAAAGGAGCAUAGUGGGGAACAUUCUGCUAUAAAAAUAUAGCAUGUACAGUCCCUAGUAGAUUGAUGUACUAUGGCACUGAAAGAUUUGCAUGUAUUUGGAAUAGGGUAAAAAAGAACUUUAACUUUCAUGUAGGCAUAAAUUGUGUUUUAUGUGUACUUUAUGCAAAUGUGUACAGUAUUUAAGUGUUCUACUUAAAUAAAAUAGAGACGUGUCUGGCUUAAAGUAGCCAUAAAGGAGCUGGAAAAAUAACACAAAAUGCUAGAAUAGUGCUCUCCAACUUAUUCCGUGAUAUGCACAUAUUUGAGGGAGAAAUCAGGUUAAAACAGUGAUUCAUAAAAAAAAAGUUAAUGGAGCCCAUGGCCAGACUGAGGAUGUUGGAGGGCCUGCAAUAUUUCAUUAAAACAGCCCUCCUCAAGAAGGAUUAAAUUAUAAUCUUACUUUUUACUGAAAAUGUUUAUGAUAAUGGUGCUAUCAUUUUUAUGUAAUCAUUUUAUGACCUGGAGCUAGUGGAGCAAAGGUGUUCAGUUUAUCAAAAGUCAGCAGUAGAACCCAACAGAUCUCAUGGAGACUAUGGGAUUCUGCAAGUAUUUCAGGGCAGUGCAAUGGCCUCAGCAAAAAACCUACCACUGCAGUAAAUUAUAAAGACAUUAGAACAAUAUUUGAAUAGCGUUCCAUGAAAAGGUCAUAAAUGAUGGACAGUACAGAUGUAACAUGACUCCUAAUAAGCUUAUUGGAGGGUACAUAAUCAUUUUAAUACUUGACACUGUACAAAAGUUAGUUGCCAAACUUGUGGAUCAGUCAUCCCUGGGGAGUGUCUGGAGGUCAUAUUUGGGUAGAUUUCCUAUAUGCUCUCUGAGACACUUCUUUACUCCCCAAGUAAAAAGUGAUUUAGAGUGAAAUUUCUGGUUAUUUGCUGCCCUAGAUAUUUGAAGAAUACAAUUGCCUAUACAGCAAUGUUUUCAUACAUUUUGAAUCUUGUUUUGAUCUAAAGAUGGCCAUUAAUCAAAAGGUGAACCUCAGAUGGAGCCAUGAACCAAAAAGUCUGAAAGCUGCUACUGAUGUACAGUUAUGUCAGUAAUAAUAGCUAAAUGUUUACAAUAAAUAUUUACAAUACUGAGUAACAAACAUAACAGGAAUAGACAGAAAUUCAAUUUGAGCUAAAUGUACUUGAGCUCUACAUUUUACAAUAAGGUGUUUGCUAAAAAAAAUGAUUUUAAUAAAAUUAGAAACGUUUCUCCAGACCUCAGUAAUUGCACCUACUCCCUAAACUCACUGCCAGCGUUCAGCUCACUACAAUACCCUACAUUUACUAUAAGAACAGCAGGAUUUUUCUAGUUUCCCUAUUGCAUGGAGAGAUAACCUGACAAUUAUUAUACUCAGAGACAAUCAAACACAGAGCUAGCCCUUACAAUUUCAGACUGUGAAUUCAUCUACUUCUAAGUGCUGAGUUCAAGAGACCAACCUCUUGUUAAGAUGGCCAUACAUGUUACAAUUAUGAAGGUUAUUUUUCACUACAAACGUUAACAGCUGAAUUAUCAGAUAUGAAGGAAGAAGCAAUAGAAUUCUACCAGGGCCCAGCCAAGGGGUAGGCAGAGGAGGCACGUGCCUAUGGCGCAAAGCUGGGGGGGCAGGCACGUACCUGCUCUGUCGCCUUCCCCAUGUGCGGUUGCAUCUCUCCCCUUGUAUUUGGGAUUGUGCACAUGCACGCACGUCAAUUCGCGCAUGCGUGCACAGUGAUGCACGCGAGCGUCAACUCGCACAUGCACGCAAAAGUACUGGUUCACACAUGCGCGCACUCAGCCAGCGCCAGCCAGGCAAAGUUGCCUAGGGCGCCUGUCCGGGCUGGCCUGGCCCUGAAUUCUACCUCUACCGGACGAUUUCACAUUAAACCUUAUUUGAAGUUUGCAAAUAUUUUCUGUCUUGACCUAAUGACGAAACAACGAAUAUCCAAGGCUUUUGCUGAUAUUGGUUGCCUGGUCUCCCACCAUAUGCUCACCAAAUAUCAUGUAGGAUAAUAUCUGAGUGUGUGUGGCCACUUUAACUCUUAUAUAGCACAUGACAGUGUCCAAUACAGUGGGACUAACUGAAACUGU